CUUAAAAAUUUGGAACUCGACUUUUCCUACACCGAUCUUUUACUUCCGAUCUAAGGAAACGUGAACACGUUUCAUUGUCAUCUCACACAAAAGACAAUUUGUAUUAAAUUAAAAUGGGUUUUGGUGAUCUCAAAUCUCAGUCAGGACUCCAAACUUUGAACGAGUUUCUUGGGGACCGAAGUUAUAUCGAAGGCUUUGUUCCCUCACAAGCAGACGUUGCUGUAUAUGAAGCUGUAGGAAAAGCCCCAGCUGCCAAUUUGUCACAUGCCCUUAGAUGGUACAACCAUAUCACAUCCUAUCAAAGCCAGAAAGACAGUUUACCAGGUGUGAAAAAAUCUUUGGAUUCAUAUGGACCCGCAGGAACUGCUGCCCCAGCCAAGCCUGCUCCUGUUGCUGAUGAUGACGACGAUGAUGAUGAGGAUCUGUUUGGUUCAGAUGAUGAAGAGACAAAAGCUUUGAAAGCUAAACGUCUGGCUGAUUAUGAAGCUAAGAAGGCUAAAAAGCCAGCUUUGAUUGCCAAGAGUAACAUCAUUUUGGAUGUUAAACCUUGGGAUGACACAACAGACAUGGAUGCCAUUGAAAAACAUGUUCGCUCCAUUGAAGCUGAUGGUUUAUUGUGGGGUGCCUCUAAAUUUGUACCUGUUGGAUAUGGUAUUAGGAAAUUACAGAUUAGCUGUGUUGUUGAAGAUGACAAGGUCAGUGUUGACUUUUUAGAAGAAGAGAUCACCAAAAAUGAAGAUCUGGUUCAAUCUGUGGACAUAGCAGCAUUUAACAAAGUUUAGUCAAGUUCAUGUCGUCUGGUAUUGAAAUAAAUGGUUUUACUUAUCAA
Biomphalaria glabrata is the source of this 829-nucleotide messenger RNA. RefSeq names its product elongation factor 1-beta-like. Lineage: Eukaryota; Metazoa; Mollusca; Gastropoda; Planorbidae. Gene Ontology annotation, cellular component: eukaryotic translation elongation factor 1 complex; cytosol. Gene Ontology annotation, molecular function: translation elongation factor activity; guanyl-nucleotide exchange factor activity. The coding region runs from base 114 to 782 and encodes 222 amino acids. The transcript is spliced from 6 exons. Gene Ontology annotation, biological process: translational elongation. The record is from RefSeq and is a predicted model, not a curated record.